UAAGAAAACAAUCCAAACACCUCCACUUCCAUUGGCUCCCAAAUAUUUCUCCUCACUCUCCCAUAAUUCAUCAUUAAUUUCACACAAACAAACACACACACACACAUCUCCCACCAAUGGCAGCCACAAUGGCCACAUCCAUGGCACUCCUCAACCCCAAAUGCUUCACCCCCAAAACCCCCACCACCACCACCACAUCCAAGCCAUCAAAGCCCCUCCUCUCUCUCCCAAAAUUCCUCACCCCCGCCGCCGCGGCCCCCCUCACGGCCCCGGCCGUCGCGGGCGCCGUCUUCGCGGCGCUGUCCGCGGCCGAGCCGGCGUUCGCGGCCCAGCAGCUGGCGGAUAUCGCGGAGGGCGACAACCGCGGCCUCGCCCUCCUGAUCCCGCUCAUCCCGGCCAUCCUGUGGGUGCUCUACAACAUCCUGCAGCCGGCGCUCAACCAGAUCAACAAGAUGAGGAGCUCCAAGGCCAUCAUCGCCGGCCUCGGCGGCGGCCUCGCGGCGGCGGGGCUGCUCCACCCGCAGGAGGCGGCUGCAGCUGCGGAGGCAGCGGCCGACAAUAGGGGGCAGCUCCUGCUGUUUGUGGUGGCGCCGGCGAUCGGGUGGGUGCUGUACAACAUCUUGCAGCCGGCUUUGAACCAGAUUAACAGGAUGAGAUCGGAUUAAAUAUUUCAAAUCUUUUUUGUUUCGUUUGCAUGGAAUUGUACCAUUCUAUUAAUACAAACUCUUUCUUAAA
Salvia splendens (bonfire salvia) is the source of this 735-nucleotide messenger RNA. RefSeq names its product photosystem II core complex proteins psbY, chloroplastic-like. NCBI's taxonomy places the organism in Eukaryota, Viridiplantae, Streptophyta, Magnoliopsida, Lamiales, Lamiaceae. The coding region runs from base 117 to 665 and encodes 182 amino acids. Gene Ontology annotation, cellular component: membrane; chloroplast thylakoid; photosystem II. The transcript has a single exon. Gene Ontology annotation, biological process: cell redox homeostasis; photosynthesis. The record is from RefSeq and is a predicted model, not a curated record. Gene Ontology annotation, molecular function: manganese ion binding.